This is a messenger RNA of Pecten maximus, 4012 nucleotides long. RefSeq lists its product as uncharacterized. The coding region runs from base 31 to 2157 and encodes 708 amino acids. Gene Ontology annotation, cellular component: cell surface; plasma membrane. The record is from RefSeq and is a predicted model, not a curated record. Gene Ontology annotation, molecular function: coreceptor activity; death receptor activity; nerve growth factor binding. Gene Ontology annotation, biological process: Rho protein signal transduction; positive regulation of canonical NF-kappaB signal transduction; positive regulation of JNK cascade. NCBI's taxonomy places the organism in Eukaryota, Metazoa, Mollusca, Bivalvia, Pectinida, Pectinidae. The transcript is spliced from 4 exons.
UAUUGGGAUUUGCUGUAUUCUAUUAAUAAAAUGCGGAUUUUCCACUGCCGAUCUAAAUACGAUGUACCAAACUUCAACAAUCGAAUCUCGUCAUCGAUCAUGAUUGUGAACUACUUGGCCUCCUUUGUGGGACUGUAUUGUCUUUGGCAUGGAAAUGUUCAUGUGACAGCACAUUCACCGACUUGUACAUGGAAAGGUAACUACUGGUCACUGCUUCCGAACGGAGAGGGUCAAUGUGCACCGUGCUCUGCAUGUCCAGCCGGACAAUAUAUACGUGCUCAUUGUACAAAGAGAACUGACACAAGAUGUGUGCGAUGCCAACACGGUUACUUUUCACUUGGAGGCUUCAAAAAGAAAUGUAGCAAAUGUCGCAAACCAAUUUGUCAGCCAGGCUAUAGAUAUAUAAGAUGUAAACGACACCGCAACGCUGAGUGUGUUCCUUGCAAAAACAACCAUUUCUAUGUGGAAUCGACGGGCCAAUGCAAACGAUGUCAAAAGUGUCCACCUGGGCACUACGUCAGCAGACUGUGUGGAAUACGUAAUGACACUGUGUGUAAACCGUGUCCGGAAGGCACGUAUAUUGAGAGUUCGGGGUUACAUCUAUACUGUUCCGCAUGCAGUUUCUGUAGGUUGGGUGAACAGACAAUUAGCGCAUGUAAAACUGACUAUAACACACGAUGUGGGAGCUGUUCUCCAGGCUACUUCCGGCUUCAAUCUUCUUACGAGUGUGCAAAGUGCUCUGUGUGCUACAGGGAAUACCCCGGCUACACGAUGGAGGUAGAUGAAUGCCGUAAGGAAGAACUUGACAAUGAUACUAUUUGUAUGCCAGUAGCCUAUCCGCCUUACGGAUACUCGAAUGACGAUGAAUAUGAUUAUGAGUUGGCCAUGCCUGGGGGUAUUACCGCUUCUCGGAUGCAUGUUUUCGAUGGUGAAUUAAUAGCAGUUUGUAUAUUGGUCGGUGUAAUUAUCGUGUUACUUAUCGCGAUAAUCGUCUUUGUGGUGGUAUUCCAUAAAAGAAAAUCGAAACGAGAACAAGUGAAUGAAACGAAGAAGUCAUUAAUAAUGACAGUGUUUGAGAAAGUGAGUGUCUGGAUAACUGAAAGUAAUGAUUUGAAAUCUACAAUGUAUAGGGCUAACAGUGAACCCAGUAUUUUUAAACCUGCUCAGGUAAAAUCGAAACGAAAUUCAUAUCCAACAGAUUUUUCAGUAGAUAAAGAUCCGGAGUCGGGACGAGUAACAUCCAUUACGAAUAAGAAUAAUGAACAGGACGAUUUUGACAUGAUGUCAGUCUCGCACGAUGACCUGCCUUCUGCAAAACCGAAGGAAAUGGGCUCGUGUAAGUCUUGUAUGGACAUGACCGACAAUACAGUGGCUACAACAAGAGAAGGGUUUAACUGUGCGUCUACUAUACAACUGGUGUAUUCUAUCGACCACUACGAUAACAAUGAUUCCCAGGAGGUCUCAAUAACUCACAGUGGUACACUUCACCUUCAAAAUACCAACCAUUCCCGAAUGCGUAACAUUACAAUGAUAGAUACCGGUUAUCACUCUGCCACAACAAGCGGGGGCAUCUUACCAGAGAAGGACACGUAUCCUAUUUUUACUGACCAAAAAUCAGAGUCAGAACAUAGAUCUGGAGAUGGUGGAAUUAGUUCAUAUCAAUCCGACGACGCCCUACUACAGAGUGAACUUUCCGCCGAGAAAGACGGAGUAUCUACACUAUUUUCCAUAACGGCUGAUAUAAAUGUUCAAGCUUCCUCAUCGUUGACCACGACUACAUGUAAUUACGCAUCUUUAACCUGUCAACCUUGUUACAAUCCUAUUGAGUUAGAGAGUGAAAGUUGCGGUGCGUCGAUGAUAUAUUUAAGAGAUGCAAACAAUAAAGAAAUAGAACUUAUGAAAUUAACUGCAAACCCGAAAUCUACAUUUCAUGAUAGAGCAGUGCUACAUAGGUCGAACAGAGAUAGCAUAUUAGACGAAAGAGGUCAAAGACGCAAAUGUCACUCCGACCCCUUGGAAUCGGCUUCCAAGGGGAAAUGUACCGUCCAUUCGCCUGCUCAUGCCAUGCGGCAAUCGACUGACCCUACAUUGUAUUAUUCAGAAAGCCAGAUGGAUUCUUAUUUAAGAAGGUGUUCCUGUGCGGACAGGUUAAUAUAGUCAAAUCAAUUUCGCUGAUUCUCGCUACACAAAGAUAUAUUAAAUAUAACUGUAAAUGCACCAGGAAAACAUUGUUCUACUGAUUACAUUCUGCAGAUAUUGAAUGCGACCCACAUGUCCACAUUUCAGUGACUACCUCGGUAGUUAUUAUGUUGAAAAGUUCUCAAUCUAAUUAAAAUCAAGAUGGUCAUUCUCACUACGUUACAUGAACAUCUAACAACAUCCCAUAGGGGGUCACGUUCUGAUGACCUUUGAAAUAUGUGUAUUUCACUUUCAGGGCGAAUUGUCAGUUUUUCGAUGUCAUCGAAACAAAACAUUUCGUCACAACAUGCAUCUGAUACAUGUAGCUUCAUGCUUUCCGGGACGAAAUGACUUAAAACAAAUUGACAGAUUAUGCAAACCAUGCACUCUAGUCAUGCUAAUUCGUACACAUAAAAUUCACUUCCGAGAUUCUGGAAGUAGUCAUUUGAUUGGCUAAUCCGAAAGGUCAUCCCGACGUGACCCCCUAUGGUAUGUUGUUAGAUAUUCAUGUAACGUAGUGAAAAUGACCAUCUAGACUUUAAUUAGAUUGAGAAGUUCUAUAUUUUGAUUUUAUCUAGGUAACAGCAUCUAUUUAUGUUUCAUUGUUGGAUUAUUAUAAUGAGUAAUUUCAGUGUUGGUUAAUGUUGAAUUUCUUUCAUUGUAGAAGUAUGAUGAUGUUGGUUUAGAUUUGAUUUACAUGUUUGGUUAUUACAAGUGACACGCCACCAUAAGAGUGGAUACCAUGCUAAUAAAUGUAUUCUGCAUCAAAUAUGAUCCGCAUUUAUAUAUUUACAUUACACUAUUAAUUAACAUGACUUGACACUUGAAUAGAUCGGCGUUCAAUGAAUCUGAACAAAUAACACGCGUUGACGACAGCGACGUUGAAGUUCGAGUUGUUCUUGUCGAAAAAAGAUUUAAAUUAAUGUGCGUGUAUGUAUAAGAUAAUACAAAUGAGCCCUUAUUAAACUAUAUUCCAAUUGAGGGCAACAUGUACGACCUACUUUAUAUGAUAAUAAUAUGAUGUGCUCGCCACCUUUAUUUCCCCGAAUCCUACAUGUAUCAAUAUUCUUUAUGGCGGUUUUCCUGUUAGUGUUUUUUCCUGUUUUAAUUGUUAAUGAGUUUGGGUCUAAGAUUGUGUUACGGUUUCAUUUAAAAGUGGAGUUGCCUACGGACCGAAUACAGGCGGAAUUGGGAUACUAUAGAGUCUGAUAUGAGAAAUCGAUUUCGUAUCAUUUUAUGCAUUUUACUUUCAUUAAACGCUGAUGAAUAUUCACUGAUAUCUCGCCGUUUUGUGUUGAUAAUUGUAGAGUCGAAUUAUAAUGUAUACUCUAUUAUCAGUAAUUAUCUAUUUGAUACUUAAAAAUGACCAUUUAAUUUAUAUGUCAUAAAACCGCGAUGACAAAGAAUAUUACCGGAAGGAUGUGCUCGAUACGGGCGGAAAAUGAAUAAGUUGAUAUAUGAUCGACCAAUAUCAACAAUUAAAUUUGAUUUGUUUAUAUGUGACUGGUAUUUCAAGCAUAUGGUAGAUUGUUCUAUUUGAUUUUCUCAUCGUAUGCAUCCUGCUUGUCAAGUCAUUUCAUGUAUAUUUAAGAAUCGUUAUACGUGGGCUACUCUGAGAUACAACAUUGUUCAAAGCAUGAUAUGCAGCCAUUGUUUUAACACACAUCUUACGUAAUACAAUGCACAUUAACAUCAACGCUGACACGUAUUACACAAUCCCAGUCAAUAUACCACACCAGUUAGAUUACAUGGAAUUUCCUGUCGUUAUCAGGUGCUUACUUCCUGGUUGUAAUGAUUGAUGUGUGUGUAUACAAUAAAUGUAGAUUCCAAUAUG